This is a messenger RNA of Entamoeba histolytica HM-1:IMSS, 1203 nucleotides long. RefSeq lists its product as uncharacterized. The transcript has a single exon. The record is from RefSeq and is a predicted model, not a curated record. Lineage: Eukaryota; Evosea; Mastigamoebida; Endamoebidae. The annotation marks the transcript as partial.
AUAAUCAAUACAAAGAAAGCACUCGAUGAAAAUGAUAGAAUUACAAGAAAAUUUACAUCAAAAGAUAAUAAUAUUCAUUGUACACUUUCUGUGAAUGGUGUAAACAUAUUAGUAGUUCGUUCUUUUGAUACAGAAGAUGAAAAAACAUAUGAAGAAACAAUUUUAAAUUGUAUUGAUUUGUUUGAUUCUAAUAAUUAUCCUAUUCAAGUCAUAUUCCCAAAGAAUGGAGGAGGAUAUAGUAAUUAUUCACAAUGGAUAGAAAAGAUAUUAUCACCAUAUGAUGAUGUUAAUUAUAUAGUUUCAUUGAGAGAAUCAGACUACACAAAGCAUAUGUUAAAAACAGGAUUUGCUGUAAAUUUAUAUGAUCCAAAAACAUGCCAACAAAGAAGAAGUAAAUGGACAAGUAUAAUUCCCAUAAUAAAUUCAUUCCCACUUGGAGGUUGGUACUCAAAUCCAAAUAUUAUUAAAUAUGGUGAUGUUGAACAUAAAGUUACACAGCCAUCAAUUCAAGUUUUUCCAAAAAUGAAAUUAAUGAAACAUCCAAGAAAACCAACAGAAAUAGUAGUUUAUACAGAUUCAUUUUGUUAUUCAGCAUGUUCAUUGGUAACAAAAGGAUUAAAAGAAUGGGGAGGAGCUAUUCUUGUAGGAUUUGAUGGAGAUCCAUAUGGUAAAGAUGAAGAAUUUGAAGUAGGAUUAUCACCAACUAAUGUUAUUGAAUCUGUUCCUUUACUCCCUCAUAUAUGGAUGGAAGUAUAUGGAUAUAAUCUUGGAAUAAGUGUUGGAGAAACAUACAGAUAUAAUUAUGAAUACAAUGAAACAAUUCCUAGAGAAUUUUUAACUGAUAUGAUUGAUGAAAGAGUGAAUAUUUAUCAAUUUUCAAAUUAUAAGAUAAAUGAAUUUGCAGAACAAACAAAGAAAAUAAUAGAAAAAUAUCAAACAAAAUGUAAUCCAAAGAAUAAAAGAUUAGUUAAAAGAGAUAGUAUAUGUGAUAAAGAAAUUAAUAUCAAACAUGGACAUGGAGGAUAUGAAUGUGGAGAUAAUGGAGAAUGGAGUACAAAAUGCGUACUUUCCUAUUGUGAUUCAGGAUAUAAAUUUGAUUAUAUCAACAAUAAAUGUAUUAAAGACAUUUGUUCAAAUGGAGUACCAAUAAGCAUAAUAAAUGUCAGCAUGGUUAUUAUUGGAAUAAUCGCAUUAAUUCUCUAA